AUGGCUAAUCUCUCUAUCAACAGUCAAAUACUUCAAAUUCACGGCUUUGAACUCUCCCAAACCUCUGUGUAUCCAUUGUUUUUCCUUAUGCUAUUUGUCUAUCUUACCCUCUUCAUUACCAAUGUUGGUGUCCUGGCGCUUAUCAUUACAGAAAAACGUUUACAUCAGCCCAUGUAUCUGCUCUUCUGUAACCUCUCUGUAAAUGAUCUCAUCGGCAACACAGUCUUACUUCCACGUCUGAUGUCAGAUAUAGUGUCCACAGAGCGAUUUAUUACGUAUGGUCAAUGUGUUACACAAGCAUUCUGCAGUCACACAUUUGGCUCUGCCUCACACAUGAUUCUGGUCAUAAUGGCUUUUGACAGGUAUGUGGCCAUAUGCCAUCCCUUACGAUACACUUCAAUCAUGACUAAAAAAACUGUGGUAAAACUGUCUGUGUCUGCUUGGGUAACAUCUGUUGUACUUGUAUCUGUUCUGCUGGGCCUUACUAUUCGAUUAUCCCGCUGCAGCUCUGUAAUUUUAAAUGCAUACUGUGACAAUGCAUCGUUGUUCAAAUUAUCUUGUGAAGAUGUGACAAUUAACAAUAUUUAUGGGUUAUUUUUCACAGUUGUGCUUUUCUCAUCCUCAAUGGGAAGUAUUGCUAUCACUUACUUUAGAAUUGCCAUAAUUUGUUGGACUAAAAAAAACAAGGAGCUAAAUAAUAGAGCACUACAAACAUGUGCUAGUCACUUGGUUCUUUACAUGAUAAUGUUAUGGACAGGUUUCCUAACCAUCAUUUUACACAGAUUUCCUGACUAUCCAGAUUUAAGAAAGAUUGCAUAUAUUUUAUUUCACGUUGUUCCAGCAAACUUAAAUCCAAUUAUUUACGGAAUGCAAACAAAGGCUUUAAGACAGAAAAUUGUGCAACUUGUCAACAGAAAAGUUCAUUCAUAG
Chanos chanos (milkfish) is the source of this 930-nucleotide messenger RNA. RefSeq names its product olfactory receptor 52D1-like. Lineage: Eukaryota; Metazoa; Chordata; Actinopteri; Gonorynchiformes; Chanidae. The record is from RefSeq and is a predicted model, not a curated record. Gene Ontology annotation, biological process: detection of chemical stimulus involved in sensory perception of smell; G protein-coupled receptor signaling pathway. The coding region runs from base 1 to 930 and encodes 309 amino acids. Gene Ontology annotation, molecular function: olfactory receptor activity; G protein-coupled receptor activity; odorant binding. The transcript has a single exon. Gene Ontology annotation, cellular component: membrane.